Molecule: messenger RNA, 5337 nt
Organism: Anolis carolinensis (green anole)
Lineage: Eukaryota; Metazoa; Chordata; Lepidosauria; Squamata; Anolidae
Product: AFG3-like protein 1
Exons: 16
Coding region: 52-2319 (755 amino acids)
Biological process (GO): mitochondrial protein processing
Cellular component (GO): membrane; m-AAA complex
Molecular function (GO): ATP binding; ATP hydrolysis activity; ATP-dependent peptidase activity
Source: RefSeq, a predicted model, not a curated record
GAAGUUUACGGCCCAAGUUUUGGCGCAUGCGUAGUUGAGUUGAGGACUAGUAUGGCUUACCGGCUGGGGUGGGCGGCGGCUCGAGGGCCUCCGUUGUUGGCCGCUCUGUGGAGAAGCCGCUGCCGAGGGCUCCGGGGCCUGGCGCCGGCUCAGCAGCCAAGAAGUAUAGCAUCCUUCCAGCAGCUAUUGUAUUCAAAGCCACCUGAAGAGCCUCAUCGCUCCAAAGAUCAAGCCAAAAAUGCUGGCGGAAGCAAUAAUGGAGGAGAAGGCAACCGAGGCAAAAAGGAGGACGAUUCCAAUUGGUGGAAUCGUGUGCAGAAGGGAGAAUUCCCAUGGGAUAAUAAAAACUUCCGAUACCUCUUGGUCAUGGGAGCUGGCAUUGUCUCUGGCUUCCUGUAUUUCUACUGGCAAGAUCCUGGCCGAGAGAUCAGCUGGAAGCACUUUGUGCAAUACUACUUGGCCCGCGGAGUGGUAGAGCGGCUGGAAGUGGUGAACAAGGAAUUUGUGCGGGUAUUUCCGGUCCCCGGGGCCACUUUUGAGAAGUAUGUCUGGUUCAACAUCGGCAGUGUGGAUACGUUUGAACGGAACUUAGAGGCGGCUCAACAAGAGCUGGGCAUUGACAUGGCACACCAGGUCUCGGUGGUCUACAGCACUGAGAGCGAUGGCUCCUUCCUGAUGGGCCUGGUGCCCACUCUGCUCCUGUUCGGCUUCCUGCUCUUUGCUCUGAGGCGGGGGCCCAUGGGCGGCGGGGGCCGAGGGCCCAGGAGCCUCUUCAGCCUGGCCGAGACCACGGCCAAGGUCCAGCAGGGCGGCACCCAGGUGCAGUUCAAGGACGUGGCCGGCUGCGAGGAGGCCAAGUUGGAGAUCCUGGAGUUUGUCAACUUCCUGAAGAAUCCCAAGCAGUACCAAGAGCUGGGGGCCAAGAUCCCAAAGGGAGCAAUGCUGACCGGCCCCCCAGGAACAGGCAAGACCCUCCUGGCCAAAGCGACCGCAGGAGAAGCCAACGUCCCUUUCAUCACCGUCAAUGGCUCUGAGUUCCUGGAGAUGUUUGUGGGCGUUGGACCGGCCAGAGUGCGGGACAUGUUUGCCUUGGCCCGGAAGAACGCUCCCUGCAUUCUCUUCAUCGACGAGAUCGACGCCGUUGGGAGAAAACGGGGCCAGGGACACUUUGGGGGCCAAAGCGAGCAGGAAAACACCCUCAACCAGCUGCUGGUGGAGAUGGACGGGUUCAACAGCAGCACUAACGUUGUGAUCCUCGCAGGCACCAACCGUCCGGACGUCCUGGACCCGGCGUUGAUGCGACCGGGGCGUUUUGACCGCCAAAUUUAUAUUGGGCCACCAGACAUCAAAGGCAGAGCAUCCAUCUUCAAAGUCCACCUCCGACCUCUCAGGCUGGAUGCAGGUAUCAGCCGAGACGCUCUGGCGAGGAAGAUGGCUGCCCGGACGCCCGGGUUCACAGGGGCUGAUAUCUCCAAUGUGUGCAACGAGGCUGCCCUGAUUGCUGCGCGACACGCCAGCCCUACCGUGGACGAGAAGCACUUUGAGCAGGCUAUCGAAAGAGUCAUUGGGGGGCUUGAGAAGAAAACUCAGAUCCUGCAACCAAAUGAGAAGGCGGUAGUGGCAUACCACGAGGCGGGACACGCCGUGGUCGGGUGGUUCUUGGAGCAUGCAGACCCCUUGCUCAAGGUGUCCAUCAUCCCCCGAGGGAGAGGCCUGGGCUAUGCGCAAUACCUUCCCCGGGAGCAGUUCCUCUACACCCGGGAGCAGCUCUUUGACCGGAUGUGCAUGAUGCUGGGCGGCCGCGUGGCCGAGCAGCUCUUCUUUGGGCGGAUCACCACCGGGGCCCAGGACGACCUCCGGAAGGUGACCCAGAGCGCCUACGCCCAGGUGGUGCAGUUCGGCAUGAGCGAGAGGCUGGGCCAGGUCUCCUUCGACCCCCCGCAGCAAGGCGACCUGGCUCCCGAGAAGCCCUUCAGUGAAGCCACGGCGGAGCUGAUUGACGAGGAGGUCCGCUCCUUGAUUAUGGCAGCCUACGAAAAGACCCAGGCCCUCCUGACACGAUGCAGGGACCAGGUGGAAAAGGUCGGGAAGCGUCUGCUGGAGAAGGAGGUGCUGGAGAAAGCUGACAUGGUGGAGCUUCUGGGCCCGAGGCCCUUUGCGGAGAAGUCCAGCUACGAGGAGUUUGUGGAGGGAACCGGGAGCCUAGAGGAAGACACCUCCCUCCCUGAAGGACUGAAGGACUGGAACGUCCAGCGGAAGGAGGACGAAGAGGAGGUGGAGGAAGGCCAAGGACAGAGGAGCCAGGAGAAGGCCUCGUAGAGACAAAAAGACCCCUUUGUUGGUGUGGAGCACUGAAGCCGGUCUUCUCCAAGCCUUGACCUCAGGUAAAAAGGAUGCCUUGAUGGGGUGAUGGCCCAAAACACUUCCUCCUUCGCUGUCAGGUUUUCUCUUUAAUCCAGCACAACCUGAAGUCCUCUUUCUGCAAAUAUGCAAACCUCUUUGGUGAUGGGAGGAAGGAAGUGGAAAAGCAAGUGCCUCUCCAUGCAACUGACUGGUUUACCCAUCACUAAAUGCACUCAGGAGGAAGAAGCAGAGCCAGUGGCAUGCUCUUCUAUGACACUGUUCCUCCUCCUCUGGGACUUUGGGUUCCCUGUGUACUCAGUGCCUUCGCUGCAGGUACCUUUCUUCCCAUCAACCCCAACCUGCACUCAAAAGUAUGCAAGUGAUGGGCUCACUGAAGCCCAGGGAUUAUGGGGACGUCUUCUAUGGUGACGCUGCUGAAUAUCUCCUUUCCAGGAAUACACAGGGGCUGGGUGCAGGUGGGGAGGGGACCAUCACUGGAAAAGAGCAUGGUGCUACUUUGAUGGGUGCUACUAACGUCCUGGACUCACUCUUUCUUGACAUGAUGCAGCAUAAAGGAUUCUAGCACCAGCUGCUUUUGGCAUGACAAUCACACAGUGCUCAUAUAUGUAGAAUCAUAGACCCACAGAAGUGGAAAAGAGACCACAAGGACAUUACCUCAAUCAUGUAGAGUUAGGAAACAUAAAAAGUUCAGAAGGACCCUAGGACCAUCUACUCCAAACCUAUUCUACCUCCUUCUGUUCCCCCUUUGAAAAGCUUUCAUCAGGAAGUUCUUCCUAACAUUUAGGUGAAAUGUAUUGGCUCAUAUUCCGAUCUGUGGCAGGAAACAAAUUGUCUCCAUCAUCUACCUGAUAUUGCUACGUAGCAGGUAUUUACAUUUGAAUAUAGUGUAACUUCUCAAAUCUUCUUUCCCCAAAGCGAAAACUAUGCUGCUCCCUUUGCUGUUUCUUCUAGGACCUUUUUGGUCACCUACCUCUUCCUGACUUGGAUUCUAGCCAUUUGGAGGGGCCUGACCUGCCAGAAGUCCAGCUGGCUCCCAGACCAGUGACUGGGCAGAAACAAAGUGUAGUGACUCAGCAGAACUGUCAGCCUUUGGAAAGGCAUUCAUAGAAUCAUAGAAACAGAAUAAUAGAGUUGGAAGGGACCAUGUGGAACAUUUAGUCCAACCCUCUGCCAUUCAGGGAUCUAAAGGAGGGAUCCUGGCUAACUUUUAUUUCUUUCCAGGAGCCCAAAUGCAGCUGGCAAUCCAAACCCACCUUUCCUCGUUCUCUGGAAGUUCUGACCUGCAUUAUUUGGGGGAAAGGGACCAAGAUCAGAUAUUGUGCAUGUGCCUUCACAUCACUCAUAAACUUACAAAUUUCAUAGGGUUUUCUCAGGCAAAGCAUACCCAGAUGUUCGAAUCCCACCUGGGGAGAGCGCGGAUGAGUUCCCUCUCUCAGCUCCAGCUCCAUGCGGGGACAUGAGAGAAGCCUCCCACAAGGAUGGUAAAAACAUCAAAACAUCCGGGCAUCCCCUGGGCAACGUCCUUGCAGACAGCCAAUUCUCUCACACCAGAAGCGACUCAGGUUGCUCCUGACACGGAAAAAAAAAAAGUUCCUUCCUCUGAAAUAAAAGCCUAAAGCACUUGGGAUUGGUUGAUGAGCCCCAUCCAAGUACUAACCAGGGCUGGGCGUGCUUAGCUUCCAAGAUUAGAAGGGAUCUGGUGCCUUUAGGAUGUAUAGGCAGCUCUUCUAGAAGAAUCUAUUGCUGGCCCAUUGAUCUGUUUUUCUACGUCUCCUCCUCUUCUUUUUCAAAAUUUACACACUUUCUUCAAAUUUAGUCCCAUAUAAAUAUUGUGCAAACUUGUUUUGAAAAUGCCCAUCACAUUCAGACAUUGUUUCAUCCCCAAAAAGUAAAGUCCACCGUUUGCAAGAGAAAUAAUCUUUCUCUUAUUUGUAUGCAGAUUGGUAUAAAAUGUGACGUUCUUGUCCUGCGGACAAUUGGGAACAAAGCUUCAAAUUCUUCAGUGUUACGACAGGAGGUAGAGGUGCCAACCUUAUCUCUGAGAUAGUAAUGUGGGGAUGUGACAUUAUCUAUUUGUGGGUUGAGCAGUGGGGAGGGGGUGUCCCCACUUUAUAAAUAUCAAGACUAGCUGUGCUCGGCCACACGUUGCUGUGGCAUAGUCCUAAGUGGGGUUUUCUUCGUGGCAUUUAAGGUGGCCUAGAAAGGAUUCCCCUAGGUAUGAAGCAACCAGACUUUGAAGCUGCAAGGCUAUUCAAUGGUAUUCAAGUUGGCCAACAGUGGAGUCCCCUAGGUAUGAAGCAGCCAGGCUUUGAAGCUGCAAGGCUAUUCAAUUGUAUUCAAAUUGGCCAACAAUGGAGUCUCCUAGGUAUGAAGCAGCCAGGCUUUGAAGCUGCAAGGCUAUUCAAUUGUAUUCAAGUUGGCCAACAAUGGAGUCCACUAGGUAUGAAGCAGCCAGGCUUUGAAGCUGCAAGGCUAUUCAGUGGUAUUCAAUGCGGUUUUUCUGGUUUGGUCUCUGUUUUCUUUCUCCUUUUUUUGAUGGUCACUCCUUGGAAAGUGAUGAGUAUUGUGACCAAAUUUGGUGUGAUUUGGCCCAGUGGUUUUGUUGUUAACUCAGUCCUAAUUAUGCGCAUUACAUUUAUAUAUAUAUAUAGAUGAAAAUGGAAGCGAAUGAGUUCCAAAGGGUCCUGCAGGCCCCAGAUUCCAGGUGAGGGUUAAUAUACUACAUGAAUCCUGAUAGAGUGGAGGGCAAUCAGGUUCAAUAUCCUCAUUACCAAUGGAAAGUAUAUUUAUGGGCUCUUCUUUUGUAAAUCAGAUUUCUAAGCAUCAGUCUUUCCUUCCAUGAAGAGACCAUGGAAAUGAUUUGGAAAUAUUACAGUAUUUAUUUGACUAUUUUGAGAUCCCUGUUCCCUUGUGCCUGCGGGUGCCUCUUGUGUUUCAUUGUUGGUUGUUUCAGAUAAACAAAGCCCGAAAAUA